This is a messenger RNA of Cololabis saira (Pacific saury), 4761 nucleotides long. RefSeq names its product NACHT, LRR and PYD domains-containing protein 3-like. The record is from RefSeq and is a predicted model, not a curated record. NCBI's taxonomy places the organism in Eukaryota, Metazoa, Chordata, Actinopteri, Beloniformes, Belonidae. Gene Ontology annotation, molecular function: protein binding.
AUGAAGAGUGACGUCUCCAAAGAUCUACCUGAUUUCAACAAUGAACCUGCUCCGAUGAAAACGUUGAAACAUCCAAUAAUCCUGUGUGGACGCUGGUUCUGCAGACGGAGCUCAUACCAGUUGGCUUCAUCGGAAUAUCUGGGAUAUGGAAUAAGAUCCAGAGCAAACCCUCCACAAGCAUAUGUCGUUCUGCAGGAGGUAGAUGAACAUAAGAUCAGUCUGAGGAGCAGAUGUGAACAUGUGACUGAGGGAAUUGAUGAAACAGGAAGUAGAACCCCCCUCAACAGGAUCUACACGGAGCACUUCAUCACAGAGGGACUGAGUGAAGGGGUUGAUACCCAACAUGAGGUGAGGCAGCUGGAGACAGCUUCCCAGAUGAAGAGCCUCCAUGACAUUCCAAUCAGGUGCCAGGACAUCUUUAAAGCCUUACCUGACCAACGUGGAGCCAUCAGAGUGGUUCUGACGAACGGCGUUGCUGGCGUUGGGAAAACCUUCUCGGUUCAGAAGUUCUCCUUGGACUGGGCCGAGGGCUCGGAGAACCAAGACGUCACCGUGGUGAUUCUGCUCUCGUUCAGGGAGCUGCACCUGAUCAGAGAUGAGCAGUUCAGUCUUCUCAGGCUGAUCCAGGUUUUCCAUCCAUCGUUACAGAAGCUCACAGCAGAGCAGCUGGCUGCCGGGAAACCGUUGUUCAUCCUUGACGGCCUGGAUGAAAGCAGACGUUCACUGGACUUCAACAACGGUCCGGUCGUGUCUGACGUCACACAGAGCUCAUCGGUCAACGUGCUGCUGACCAACCUCAUCCAGGGGAACCUGCUUCCCUCAGCUCUCAUCUGGAUAACUUCCAGACCUGCAGAAGCCAAUCAGAUCCCUCAGAAAUACGUCGACAGGGUGACAGAAGUACGAGGCUUCACCGACACCCAGAAGGAGGAAUACUUCAGGAGGAGGUUCAGGGAUGAAGAGCGGUCCAGCAGCAUCGUCUCCCACAUGAAGACAUCCAGAACCCUCCACAUCAUGUGUAAACUCCCUGUCUUCUGCUGGAUCACUGCUACAGUUCUGGACCACAUGUUGACCACAAAGAAGAGAGGAGAGCUGCCCAAGACCCUGACUGACAUGUUCUCCCACUUCCUGGUGGUCCAGACGAAGAGGAAGAAGAACAAGUACCACAAGGGACAUGAGACGAGUCCACAGGACCGGAUGGAGGCUGACAGGGACCUUCUUCUGAAGCUGGGGAGGCUGGCGUUUGAACAUCUGGAGAAAGGAAACAUCAUGUUCUACCAAGAAGACCUGGAGCAGUGUGGUCUUGAUGUCCCAGAGGCCUCGGUGUACUCAGGAGUUUGUACCCAGAUCUUCAGGAGAGAGUGUGAGAUCUUCCAGAAACCCGUCUACUGCUUUGUUCAUCUGAGCAUCCAGGAGUUCCUUGCUGCAGUCUACGUGCUCCACUGUUACUCCACCAGAAACACAGAUGUGCUAGAGAACUUCCUGGAAGGAAACUACAUAUAUUCAACUCUGGAUGACUUCCUGAAGAGAGUCAUGCAGAAAUCCCUGAAGAGUAAAAAUGGCCACCUGGACCUGUUUGUCCGCUUCCUUCAUGGUCUUUCUGUGGAGUCCAACCAGAGACUGUUAGGAGGUCUGCUGAACCAGAGGAAGAACUGUCCAAAAUCCAUCCGGAAAGUCAAACACAACCUGAAGAAGAUGUUCGCUGAGGAAAUCUCUCCUGACAGAAGCAUCAACGUCUUCCAGUGUCUGAUGGAGAUGAACAACCUCUCAGUUCAACAGCAGAUCCAAAAGUUCCUGAAGUCAGAGAACAAAUCAGAGAAGAAGCUCACUAAGAUCCAGUGUUCAGCUCUGGCCUCCAUGCUGCAGAUGUCGGAGGAGGUUCUGGACGAGUUGGACCUGAACAACUACAAGGCAAAAGAAGGGGGUCGACUGAGACUGAUUCCAGCUGUGAGGAACUGCAGAAAGGCUCGAUUUUUUGAUUGUGAACUCUCAGAGAGUCACUGUGAAGUUGUUGCGUCCGCUCUGAAGUCCAACUCCUCCCAUCUGACAGAACUGGACCUGAGUUGGAACCACCUGGAGGAUUCAGGAGUGAAGGUUCUGUCUGGUGGACUGGAGAGUCCAAACUGUAGACUGGAGACUCUGAGGUUGGAGAACUGCAGGUUGUCAGAGAUCAGCUGUUCUUCUCUGGUCUCAGCUCUGAAGUCCAACCCCUCCCAUCUGAAACAUCUGAAACAUCUGGGCCUGAGCUGGAACCAGCUUCAGGAUUCAGAAUUUAAACAUCUGUGUGGUUUCCUGGAGAGUCCAGACUGCAGACUGGAGACUCUGAGCUUGCAGCACUGCGGUCUGUCAGAGGUCAGCGGUUCUUCUCUGGUUUCAGCUCUGAAGUCCAACCCCUCCCAUCUGAAACAUCUGGACCUGAGAUUCAACUACAAGCUGCAGGAUUCAGAUGUGGAGCAGCUGUCUGACCUGGUGGAGAGUCCAGACUACCAGCUGCAGACUCUCAGGUCGGAGCACUGCAGUUUUUCAGAGAUCAUCUGUUCUUCUCUGGUCUCAGUUCUGGAGGCCAACCACUCUGAUCUGCAACAACUGGACCUGAGUUGGAACUACAACCUGCAGGAUUCAGAUGUGAAGCAGCUGUGUUGUUUCCUGGAGAAUCUAGACUGCAGACUGGAGACUCUGAGGUUGAAGAACUGCAGGUUGUCAGAGAUCAGCUGUUCUUCUCUGGUCUCAGCUCUGAAAUCCAACCCCUCCCAUCUGAAACAUCUGAAACAUCUGGACCUGAGCAGUAACCAGCUGCAGGAUUCAGGAGUGAAACAUCUGUUUGGAUUUCUGGAGAGUCCAGACUGCAUACUGGAGACUCUGAGUUUGGAGGAAUGCAGGUUGUCAGAGAUCAGCUGUUCUUCUCUGGUCUCAGCUCUGAAGUCCAACCCCUCCCAUCUGAAACAUCUGGGCCUGAGUAGGAACGACCUGAAGGCUGCAGAUGUGAAGCAGCUGUAUGACCUGGUGAAGAGUCCAGACUACCAGCUGCAGACUCUCAGGUUGAGGGACUGUAACUUCUCAGAGGACAUCUGUCCACUUCUGUCCUCAGUUCUCAGCUCUCAGUCCUCCAGUCUGACAGAACUGGACCUGAGUAACAAUGACCUGCAGGAUUCAGGACUGAAGAAGCUGUGUCCUGGACUGGAGAGUCCAGACUGUCACCUGGAGUCUCUCAGGUUGUCAGGCUGUCUGAUCUCAGAGGAAGGAAGUGCUUCUCUGGUCUCAGCUCUGAGCUCCAACCCCUCCCACCUGAGAGAGCUGGACCUGAGCUACAACCAUCCAGGAGAGUCAGCAGUGAAGCUUCUGUCUGCUGGACUGGAGGAUCCCCGCUGGAGACUGGACACUCUCAGGGUGGAUCCUGCUGGACAACGAUGGUUGACACCAGGUCCGAGGAAGUAUUCUUGUCAACUCACCAUUGACACAAACACAGUCCACAACAACAUCAAACUGUCUGACAACAACAGGAAGAUGACACAUGUGAAGGAGGAUCAGUCAUAUCCUGAUCAUCCAGACAGGUUUGAUUACUGGCCUCAGCUGCUGUGUAGAGAAGUUCUGACGGAUCGCUGUUACUGGGAGGUCCUGACGAGAGGAGGUGUUUCUGUAUCAGUGAGUUACAGAAGAAUCAGCAGGAAAGGAAACUCUGGUGACUGUGUGUUUGGAUGGAACCACCGUUCCUGGAGUGUGGAAUGUUCUGAUGAUGGUCGGUACUCUGUCUGGCACAAUAAGAGAGAAACAUCUUCCUCCUCCUCUUCCUCAGUCUCUGACAGAGCAGCAGUGUACGUGGACGUUCCUGCUGGAACUCUUUCCUUCUACAGCGUCUCCUCUGACAGACUGAUCCACCUCCACACCUUCAACACCCCGUUCACGGAACCUCUCUAUCCUGGGUUCGGGUUCUGGUCUAGUUCUGGUUCUUCAGUGUCUCUGUGUUGAGUUCAGUCUCAAGAGUCUCCUCCUGUCAGAAACUGUCUCUGUUGGACAGGUAGUUGAGUCUGUACAUGCCAUCCACCCAUCCAUCCAUCCAUCCAUCCAUCCAUCCAUCCAUCCAUCCAUCCACCCAUCCAUCCAUCCAUCCAUCCAUCCACCCACCAUCUCCAGAGAUCUGGAGCAGAUGCACAACAUCUCAGAUAUUUUUAUAUAUUUCCUUAAAAUUUUCCUUUAUUGAAGGGCGUUUGGUAUCAUCUGAUGAAUAAUUGCUGCAGGUUUCUGCAGCCUUUUGCCACUUUUCUUUUGGGUGAGCAAUUUUUUCCUCGUAGGGAUGGGUGUUAUCAGGACAAGAGCUUCUUACAUGGGAACUGGCCCUAAACUUUAUUUCUUAAUAUUCUUUCUCCUGCUGUUUUAAGUAGUUUGUUGGCUUUAGAUCUCUGCUAAUGUGUUAAGUACUUUGAAACAAUAUAUUUAAAAGUACUAUACAUUUUAUUAUUAGUAUAAUAACCUAAAAACUCAAUAUUGCAAACUUCUGCUACAGAUCAGUCAAGCAUUCAUUGUGAUAUGUUUUAUAUGUCUAAAACUGUUAUAAUGUAAUCAAAAUGUUACAAAAAUGAUGUGUUCAUCCCGUCACAGAAAAAUGGGGGGAGUAUAACAGAGUGGACAUUUUUUGCUACUUUUAGCUAUUAAUGAGCACAUGGUGGGUCUUCAGCUACAAAUGUGAUUCAGUAUUGAAUGUUACUAUACUGUUUAUCCAAUAUAUUUUGUAUUUCUGAUUUUUAUUUUUUAAAUAUUAAAAAAUAU